This is a messenger RNA of Zea mays, 2020 nucleotides long. RefSeq names its product tRNA (carboxymethyluridine(34)-5-O)-methyltransferase. Gene Ontology annotation, molecular function: tRNA binding; S-adenosylmethionine-dependent methyltransferase activity; tRNA (5-carboxymethyluridine(34)-5-O)-methyltransferase activity. The record is from RefSeq and is a predicted model, not a curated record. NCBI's taxonomy places the organism in Eukaryota, Viridiplantae, Streptophyta, Magnoliopsida, Poales, Poaceae. Gene Ontology annotation, biological process: tRNA wobble uridine modification; tRNA methylation. The transcript is spliced from 3 exons. Bases 608 to 1744 code for a protein of 378 amino acids. Gene Ontology annotation, cellular component: cytoplasm; nucleus.
AAAUUUAUAUAGUAAAUUUCAUAUGUUAUUUGUUCAUAGUAAAUCUGAAUAAAGAUCCGGAUCCAGUUAAGUUGGGAACCACGUUGAAUCGCACCCACACGUUUCUUUGCCCUAACAGCGAAGGCACACUGCCCGACAGCCGCCGCCGUUUCUUCCUCUUCAUCUUCCUCGCAGCGCCGGCCUUCCAUCUUCCGCUCCCUCCCCGACUCGCCCUUGGCACGCAGGCGACAGCGGCGGCGCUCAGGUUCGGGCUCUCAGCGACGGCGGGGCAACCCCAGACUCGCUGCCGUCGUCAGCGGCUCUUCCUCCCGCCUCUCGCCAAUCGACUCGCACCCUCGCCUCCGGUCCUCGUCCCCCCCGCAUACCGGCCGGCGACCCUGCAUGCGCGCCUCCCGCUCCCCUUCCGCCUCCGGUGGACCGUCGACAGCGCCCGGCCCCGGCGGCUGCACUGCGCGCCGCGUGCGGCCGGCGGGCAGUGGGAGCCAGCAGCCGCUGCUCCAGCAAGGCGGCCGUGCCGCUUUGGUAGCGCUUGCCCGAAACGAAGCGUUACCUGUCCGCUUACGUUUCAGCGCGAGCUUAGUGCCUCCUUUUGGAACCCUGGUCUUGCAUGAUACUAAUAUUUUCGAGGAUAACAGCAAGAAGCAUUCAUAAAGCCAUACACAUUUCUCAUUCAUAUUCUUCAAGCUUUCGAAAUAAAGAAUUCUCUAGUUAUAAGCCAACGUUUCAGCAUCUUAGCACUAACAACCCGAUGAGGCCAAAUGAUUCGUUGGAGGCUCAAGACAUGGUUCCUGCUGAGGGAAACCACAGUUGCUUCUCAAGUGUUCAGUCCACUCCAGAAAUUGAGAAGAAGUAUGUGCAUCGUGUCUAUGAUGCCAUAGCUCCCCAUUUCAGUGCAACAAGAUUUGCUAAAUGGCCCAAGGUUGCAGGAUUCUUGAAUUCCUUGAGGCCAGGGUCGGUUGUACUGGAUGCUGGCUGUGGUAAUGGCAAGUAUUUGGGUUUCAACCCUGAUUGUUUAUUCAUAGGAUGUGAUAUAAGCCCACCGCUUAUUGAGAUAUGUGCUGGGAGAGGGCAUGAGGUGUUGGUUGCUGAUGCUGUCAACCUCCCAUACAGGAAUGAUUUUGGCGAUGCAGCAAUUUCAAUUGCUGUGUUGCAUCAUUUGAGUACUGAUGAUAGGCGGAGGAGGGCCAUAGAAGAGCUAAUCCGUGUUGUUCGAAGAGGUGGUCUGGUGCUUAUAACAGUCUGGGCUAGGGAGCAGGAAGACAAGUCUUUGCUCAACAAGUGGACUCCCCUCUGCGAGAAAUAUACUGAAGAGUGGGUUGAACAGAGCAGUCCUCCAGUACGCAGUAAAUCUGGAACUCUUCUGGAAAGCAUUGCAGAAACUGAUGAAGAUGCUGGUUUCACGAAGCAAACAGAUGACCGAUUGAAAAGCUGUCAUGGUGAGGUGGAGGACAAGACCAUUGACUGUAGUAAUUCAAAGACUGAUGAAAAUGAGAAAAACCAGCAGGAGUACUUUGUUCCAUGGCAUCUACCAUUUCACCGAGCUGAAAUUGGUGGUGCAUCUGCUGCUCUGGAAAAUGGAUUUGCAAAGAAAGAUGAGAAGAAGGGUACAGUGGUCUACAAUCGUUAUUAUCAUGUUUUUGUUGAAGGAGAACUUCAGAGAUUGGUUUCUGGCAUAAAGAAUGCUGCUAUUGUUGACCAGUUCUAUGACAAAUCCAACUGGUGCAUUGUUCUCGAGAAGCUUUGAGCUGCAGAAAAAGGAAUGGCACAAGAAGCCAUCAGAAUAUGAUAUUUGUGGGGAUUCAGUGGUAGGCGAGCCAAAUGUGUUUAUCCCGAAGUGUAUGAUGCAUUGUUUAAGGGAUCCUGAAAUUUAUGGUGCAUUGUUAAGACUUAUGUCAGAUUGCCCAAUAUUUUGAGGGCCAUCUGGACUUGAAGAAAUAUUUGCUGUCAAUCUGGUCAACACCGUGAAUUAGCAUGAUUGCUAGUACUGUUUUUGAUAUAAGUAUGAGCUUUCAUUGUUCUA